This is a messenger RNA of Melopsittacus undulatus (budgerigar), 5140 nucleotides long. RefSeq names its product potassium sodium-activated channel subfamily T member 1 (gene KCNT1). Gene Ontology annotation, biological process: potassium ion transmembrane transport. The coding region runs from base 1 to 3726 and encodes 1241 amino acids. NCBI's taxonomy places the organism in Eukaryota, Metazoa, Chordata, Aves, Psittaciformes, Psittaculidae. Gene Ontology annotation, cellular component: plasma membrane. Gene Ontology annotation, molecular function: outward rectifier potassium channel activity; intracellular sodium-activated potassium channel activity. The record is from RefSeq and is a predicted model, not a curated record. The transcript is spliced from 31 exons.
AUGCCGUUCUCGGGCGAGGAGCGGAGCCUGCAGGGGAUCUACAAACCGGCGGAGGGCAGGGCGGCCGGCGGGGCCGCCGUCUGUACCGAGUGCUACACCAACCGCUCCUUCCUCUACGACGAUGGCAGCGCUCACAGGCUCUCGUCGCCCGGCGGCUGCGGGGACGGCGGCGGGGGCCGCAGGAGCGGGGUCAUUCUGGACAUCGCCGCCCUGAAGAUGACGGAGCUGGAGUCCGAGGUGCUGCCGCUGCCGCCCCGGUACCGCUUCCGCGAUCUGCUGCUGGGGGACCAGUCCUUCCAGAGCGACGACAGGGUGCAGGUGGAGUUCUAUGUGAAUGAAAACACCUUCAAGGAGCGGCUGAAGCUCUUCUUCAUCAAAAACCAGCGAUCCAGUCUGAGGAUCCGGCUCUUCAACUUCUCCCUGAAGCUGCUCACCUGCCUCCUGUACAUCGUCCGUGUCCUGCUGGACAACCCAGAGGAGGGCAUAGGCUGCUGGGAAUGUGAAAAACAGAAUUACACCACGUUCAACCAGUCCACAAAGAUAAACUGGUCACACAUCUUCUGGGUGGACAGGAAGACACCGCUGUGGGCUGUGCAGGUCAGCAUAGCUCUAAUCAGCUUUCUGGAGACCAUGCUGCUCAUCUAUCUCAGCUACAAGGGGAACAUCUGGGAACAGAUAUUCCGCAUUUCAUUCAUCCUGGAGAUGAUCAACACGGUGCCAUUUAUUAUCACAAUAUUCUGGCCUCCUUUGCGGAAUCUGUUUAUUCCUGUGUUUCUGAACUGCUGGCUUGCCAAAUACGCCCUGGAGAACAUGAUUAAUGACCUACACCGAGCCAUACAAAGGACCCAGUCUGCGAUGUUUAACCAAGUGCUCAUUCUGAUCUGCACCCUCCUGUGUCUUGUUUUCACGGGGACCUGUGGCAUCCAGCAUUUAGAAAGAGCAGGUGAGAAGCUCUCCCUCUUCAAGUCCUUCUAUUUCUGCAUCGUCACCUUUUCCACUGUGGGCUACGGAGACGUGACACCAAAGAUCUGGCCUUCCCAGCUCCUCGUGGUCAUCAUGAUCUGUGUCGCCCUCGUCGUGCUGCCGCUCCAGUUCGAGGAGCUCGUCUACCUGUGGAUGGAGAGACAGAAGUCGGGAGGCAACUACAGCCGUCACCGUGCCCAGACAGAGAAACACGUUGUCCUGUGUGUCAGCUCCCUCAAGAUCGAUCUCCUCAUGGACUUCCUCAAUGAGUUUUAUGCACACCCACGCCUGCAGGACUACUACGUGGUGAUACUGUGCCCAACAGAGAUGGACAUCCAGGUGCGACGGGUCCUGCAGAUCCCUCUGUGGUCACAGCGAGUGAUCUACCUGCAGGGCUCUGCGCUGAAGGACCAGGACCUCAUGAGAGCCAAGAUGGACAAUGGGGAAGCCUGUUUCAUCCUCAGCAGCCGGAACGAGGUGGACCGCACUGCGGCGGAUCACCAGACCAUCCUGAGGGCCUGGGCUGUGAAGGAUUUUGCCCCAAACUGUCCCCUCUAUGUUCAGAUUCUAAAGCCUGAAAACAAGUUCCACGUCAAGUUUGCUGAUCACGUCGUCUGUGAAGAGGAGUGCAAAUACGCCAUGCUGGCACUGAACUGUGUCUGCCCUGCCACCUCCACCCUCAUCACCCUGCUGGUGCACACCUCCCGUGGCCAGGAGGGCCAGGAGUCCCCGGAGCAGUGGCAGCGGAUGUACGGGCGCUGCUCGGGCAAUGAGGUCUACCACAUCCGGAUGGGCGACAGCAAGUUCUUCAUGGAGUACGAGGGGAAGAGUUUCACCUACGCGGCCUUCCAUGCACACAAGAAGUACGGAGUCUGCCUGAUCGGCAUCCGGAGGGAGGAGAACAAGAGCAUCCUGCUGAACCCCGGCCCGCGGCACAUCAUGGCAGCAUCCGACACCUGCUUCUACAUCAACAUCACCAAGGAGGAGAACUCUGCCUUCAUCUUCAAGCAGGAGGAGAAGCAGAAGAAGAAGGGGUUUGCUGGGAGAGGCACCUACGAUGGCCCAUCCCGCCUGCCUGUGCACAGCAUCAUCGCCAGCAUGGGUACAGUAGCCAUGGACCUGCAGAACACGGAGUGCCGCCCUGCUAACAGCAGCAAGCUGGCGCUGCCGGCAGAGAACGGCUCCGGCACCCGCCGGCCCAGCAUCGCACCUGUACUGGAGCUGGCUGACACCUCCUCCCUGCUGCCCUGCGACCUGCUCAGCGACCAGUCCGAGGAUGAGAUGACACAGUCGGACGAGGAGGGGUCGGCGGUUGUGGAGUACGUGAAAGGCUACCCCCCGAACUCCCCAUACAUCGGGAGCUCCCCGACCCUGUGCCACCUUUUACCCGAGAAGGCCCCAUUCUGCUGCCUGAGGCUGGACAAGGGCUGCAAGCACAACAGCUUUGAAGAUGCCAAAGCCUACGGGUUUAAGAACAAACUGAUUAUCGUUUCGGCAGAGACGGCUGGGAACGGGCUCUAUAACUUCAUUGUCCCCCUGCGUGCGUACUAUCGGUCCCGCAAAGAGCUGAACCCAAUUGUGUUGCUGCUGGACAACAAGCCUGAGCACCACUUCCUGGAAGCCAUCUGUUGUUUCCCCAUGGUUUACUACAUGGAGGGCACGAUCGACAACCUGGACAGCUUGCUGCAGUGCGGCAUCAUCUACGCCGACAACCUGGUGGUUGUGGACAAGGAGAGCACGAUGAGCGCUGAGGAGGACUACAUGGCAGACGCGAAGACCAUUGUCAAUGUCCAGACCAUGUUCAGGCUCUUCCCCAGCCUCAGCAUUAUCACAGAGCUGACCCACCCCUCCAACAUGAGGUUCAUGCAGUUCAGAGCAAAGGACAGUUACUCUCUUGCCCUUUCCAAGCUAGAGAAGAAAGAGCGAGAGAAUGGCUCCAACCUGGCCUUCAUGUUCCGGUUGCCCUUUGCAGCCGGGAGGGUCUUCAGCAUCAGCAUGCUGGACACGCUGCUCUACCAGUCGUUUGUGAAGGACUACAUGAUCACCAUCACCCGGCUGCUGCUGGGCCUCGACACCACGCCGGGAUCCGGCUACCUCUGUGCGAUGAAGAUCACUGAAGAUGAUCUGUGGAUCCGGACCUACGGCCGCCUCUUCCAGAAGCUCUGCUCCUCCAGUGCUGAGAUUCCAAUUGGGAUUUACAGGACGGAGUCACACAUGUUUGCCACCUCUGAGCCCCACGACAUCAGAGCGCAGUCACAGAUCUCAAUCAAUGUGGAGGACUGCGAGGACACAAAGGACGUCAAGGAGCACUGGGGCAUCAAGACCGGGCACCACAGGAACUCGUGCUCCAGUGACCAGUCGGAGCACCCGCUGCUGCGGCGCAAGAGCAUGCAAUGGGCCCGGCGGCUGAGCAGGAAGGGCAACAAGCACUCCAGUAAGACGGCCGAGUGGAUCAGCCAGCAGCGCAUCAGCCUCUACCGGCGCUCCGAGCGCCAGGAGCUCUCCGAGCUGGUCAAAAACCGCAUGAAGCACCUGGGCUUGCCCACGACUGGGUACGAUGAGAUGAACGACCACCAGAACACGUUGUCCUACGUCCUCAUCAAUCCCCCUCCGGACACGCGGCUGGAGCUCAAUGACAUCGUGUACCUGAUCCGCUCCGACCCCCUGGCCCACGUGGCCAACGACGGCCACAGCCGCAAGAGCAGCUACAGCAACAAAGUGGGGCCCUGCAACCCCGAAACACGCGACGAGACCCAGCUCUGAGCGGCCCCUGCCCGGGACAGGGUGAGGAUGAGGAUGGCGGCCGAGGGGAAGGCGGCCGCUGCUGCUGCUGCCCAUGGGUGCCCCCGGGACGGUGAUGCCCAGCCCCUGUGCUGUGCAAGGGGUGCCCCCGGACGGACAGACGGACAGACGGACACCCACAGGCACCCCGUGGCUUUUAACCUUUUAUACCAAUACCGCAACUAGUGAGAAAGUCUUCGCUGGUGCUGGUGGGACGUGGCUGAGAGCCGAUGGUGAAUGACCCUGUGAGAGCAGGAGGACUGUGUUCAACGUUACCCCCCAAUGAUGCAGGUUGUUUGCAUUUGAUGGGGUUUGUCAAUACAAGAGCAAAACUGCACCAAAACCUUCCUCUGUCACCGGGGAUCCCUUGGGGUACCCAAACUUCUCUUUCACCUAACUCAUGUUCUUCACCCUCUGUUGGUUUUCUGUUACGGCAUCGAUGUGAGGAGCACUUGGAGCUGUGCCGGGAGGCAGAGGAGGAUGUGCUGGCUGCUGUGGGAUGGCUGGAACAGGACGGGACAUGGCCAUGCAGCUCCUUCGGGUGCCAUGGCAGGGCUGCACUGCCUCCAGUGCACCUUAGCCUCUCACAAACCAAACCCCACCAAAACCAGGUGACUGAAAGCCAAUCGCCAUCCCUAUGGCAAUGCCUCUUGCCGUACGUGCCCAGCUCUAAGCCCAAGCCCCGGCUGUGGGUCUGUGUUCCCCAUUGAGCUCAUCCCUCAUUGCUGCUGCUGUUGGAGCUGGGCUGCCCAGGGGUCCCUGUGCUGGGGUGGGAUGGGACAGGCUGGCCGGGAACAGGCACUGAUGGGGUCAGUGUCCCAGCUCAGCCCCUUCCCCUCCUUCCAGUUUGGGGUCUGACACCCGCUCGGCUGCACAGCCUGGAUCUGGAUGUCCCCUCUCCCCUUCCCAUGGGGCAUGACCAGUGCCACCAUAAGGCAGCGGGUUCUGCCUGCGCCCCCUGCCCGCUGCAGCUCCAUCCAUCCUUGCUCGACUCGAUAACCCAGCAACAACAUGUGUCUGCAGCAGAGGUGCAUGAAUGUACAGAACAACACCAACCCCAGAGCACUGCCUGUGCUGGACAACCGCUUCCGACUGUCCCCGCAGACACCUCCCCAGAGCAGAGACAGCCCAUGCGGUUCCCAUCUAUUUUUGCACACUUGUAAAGGUUUUCUUUGGCUGCCAAGUGAAGAACUCACUCGUUACCUUUCUAGACCUUUACUUGCAUAGGUUAAAACUCCAAUGUGCUUUCUUUAUAUCCAUGAGAAGCCUGUAAAGCACAACGUUGCCAUCAAACCCCAUCAGCCAUCCCGGACCUGCUGCCAGCUGAAUGGUUUAGUGCCAUGAACGUUUGACUUCUGUUCCCCCAAUAAAAGCUGUUUACAAAAGCCAACCAAAA